Messenger RNA from Gamsiella multidivaricata, 1817 nucleotides. Its product is annotated as IMP-specific 5-nucleotidase. The coding region runs from base 239 to 1651 and encodes 470 amino acids. Lineage: Eukaryota; Fungi; Mortierellomycota; Mortierellomycetes; Mortierellales; Mortierellaceae. Gene Ontology annotation, molecular function: magnesium ion binding. The transcript is spliced from 8 exons. Gene Ontology annotation, biological process: nicotinic acid riboside biosynthetic process; nicotinamide riboside biosynthetic process; nucleotide metabolic process. The record is from RefSeq and is a predicted model, not a curated record.
CGGACUGCUCCUCCAGCACUAUUUAAAGGCAGCUGAUUCUCGCCUCGGUCCUCCUUUUGUUCUUUUUGUUCUUGUUCUUGUUCUAGUUGUGUUCUCGUUUUUUGUGUUUUCUUGUUCCUCUGUAAAUUACCCCUGUACACCUAUCCACCCUCCUCCACCACUACCUCCAAACCUCAGCAACCACUCCCGAUUUCUCCAGCCCACUCCAGUCAAGCCAAGUCAAGACCCAAGCCCAACCAUGACUUCGUCCUACAGAAUCAACUACCAAUUGCGCGCUCAUAAACGCGACCCUCUUAUCGAGUUCAUCAAGGGCCUUCUUCUCACACCCUUUGUCCUCCACGCCAAGCCCCGCAAGCCCGUCCUCAACUCGCCUCUCGUUCCAGGAGAACUCGGCAGUGGCCAGGAAUCAUCCGCCAGCAACUCUGGCAAUGGCAAUGGCAAUGGCAAUGGCAACAAUAAUGGAGGUAGCAAUACCAAUGAUGACGACAAGAACGACUACCAGGAGGAGGAAAAACCCAUGAUCGACGCAAACCUGCAGCGUUAUCUCGAGAUCAUGAAGUCGGUUGAGGACAUGAUUGAGGAGCACCGCCGAAAGGCACUCAAGGGCGUGCCUGAACACUCGCGUUUGCACCGGAUCGUGCCUUCCGUUGCGAAGUUCUUCACACCCUUGCCCCUCGAGGCUGCGUUCUUGGACGCGAAUGCAAAACACUCAAUUGCUGCCAGACGUUUCGUCCCUCCCAGUUUCAACGAUAUUCGAAGGAUCCUAAACACAGCUCAAGUCAUGGCUAUUGCGCCCACCAUCAACUUGAUCACCUUCGACGGAGAUAUGACUCUGUAUGAUGACGGCACCUCAUUCACCGAGACGUCGUCAUUGAUUCCUCUCUUGAUCACGCUGAUGCGUGCUGGUCUCCGUGUUGCCAUUGUCACUGCUGCUGGUUACCCUGGCGAUGCUGGCAAGUACGAGGAACGUCUGAGUGGCCUUCUGAAAUCAUUCCAUAACCACAGGCUGUCCGAGAAGCUGUUGGAGCGCUUCUAUGUCCUCGGAGGCGAAUGUAACUACCUCUUCCGCUGUGGGUGGAAGAAGAACGAGGUUACUGGGGAGUCUGUCGUUGGCUUGACCUAUAUCCAUCCCGAAUCUUAUCAACCCUCUGAUAUGCUUGCAUGGAAGCAUGAUGAGAUCCAGGAGCUUUUGGACGUUGCCGAAGAGAACUUGAGACGCUCCGUCACUGCUAUGAACCUGAAGGCCGCUGUUAUCCGUAAAUCUCGCGCUGUCGGAAUUGUGCCCAUUAACAAUGGCAGGAUUGCACGCGAGCAGUUGGAUGAGUGUGUGCUCUCGACCCAGCAGCGCCUGCUAGAGUACCAGCAAAUGUCUGCACCAGCCAAGGUUGCGAUUCCGUUCUGUGUCUUCAACGGCGGAAACGACGUCUUUGUCGAUAUUGGUAACAAGUUGAUUGGUGUUCAAGUGCUCCAGACUUAUCUUGGCGCAGCCCCCGAUGCCACCAUCCACGUUGGCGAUCAGUUCUUGUCCACUGGAAACGACUUUGCAACGCGCUCGAGCUGCUGCACUCUCUGGAUUGUCAACCCUGAGGAGACUGAGAAUGUGUUGAAGGAGCUGACUCCUCUCUUGACCUUCCCUGCCGAGAACGAGUAAUGACAAUACCCAAGCAAACAUGUCAGAUGCAAGCCUUGUACUUUUAGAACAUAGCAGGACAUUCUUAGAGCAGCCUCGCGAUUCCUCGCAGCAGCAUAAUUCAACCAAAAUAAACAGAUUUUCAAUUAGAGCCUCUUUCAAAUAUGUGGUCAAGUGUGGAGUCCAG